CUAAGUGAGACGAGGGGACAGAGAUGAGGGGCCUCAGGUUGAGAGACAGAGGACACAGUACCUGGUAUCUGGGAGAGAAGGAAUAGAAGUCUGUGAACAGGUGAGAGAGGGACACUGUCUGCCCCACUGUCCAGCGACACCAUGAGCUGGAGCUUCCUCACGCGGCUGCUGGAGGAGAUCCACAACCACUCCACCUUCGUGGGGAAGCUGUGGCUCACCGUGCUCAUCGUCUUCCGCAUCGUUCUCACUGCUGUCGGGGGGGAGUCCAUCUACUACGACGAACAGAGCAAGUUUGUCUGCAACUCGGGCCAGCCGGGCUGCGAGAAUGUCUGCUACGAUGCCUUUGCACCUCUGUCUCACGUUCGCUUUUGGGUAUUCCAGAUCAUCUUAGUGGCGAUGCCUUCUCUUAUGUACAUGGGCUAUGCUGUCAACAAGAUUGCACGAAUAGAUGAAGCCAAAGGAGGAGGUGGUUCUGUUGCAGUUAGAACAGGAGGAGGCGGCUACACGCACAGGAAGCCCAGGAAAAUCUGCUUUGGAGCACGGCAGCACCGGGGCAUUGAGGAAACUGAAGAGGACCAAGAGGAUGAUCCCAUGAUCUAUGAGGUGCCAGAAAUUGAGCCCCCAAAAAGGCCGCGGGAUCCACUGCAACCCACACCAAGACCCAAAAUCCGGCAUGAUGGCCGCAAACGUAUAAGAGAUGAGGGGCUGAUGCGGGUCUAUGUUUUGCAACUGGUGACUCGUACACUGCUAGAAGCAGGCUUCCUUGCAGGUCAAUAUUUGCUCUAUGGGUUUCGUGUGAUGCCCGUGUUUGUGUGCUCGGGGAAACCAUGUCCCCACAGCGUUGACUGCUUUGUGUCGCGGCCCACAGAGAAGACCAUCUUCCUGCGCAUAAUGUAUGGUGUCACUGUCCUUUGCCUAACGCUCAACGUUUGGGAGAUGCUCCAUCUGGGGAUCGGCACCAUUUGUGACAUUCUUCGCCGUCGGCGCUGCCCACCUCAGGAGGAUGAGUACCAGUUGGGAUUGCUGGGCACCAAUGGGGGUGUGGAGGGUUCAGUAGGGGGGACGGGGCCUGAGGCAGGCUCUGAGGGAGGGGUGGGUGGAGAUGGGGCUGCAGACUACGUCGGUUACCCUUUCUCAUGGAACACUCCAUCAGCUCCACCUGGCUACAACAUUGUGGUUAAGCCAGAGCAGAUGCCGUACACGGACCUUAGCAACGCUAAAAUGGCAUGCAAGCAGAACAGGGCAAACAUCGCCCAAGAGGAGCAGCAGCAAUUUGGUAGCAAUGAGGAUAACUUUCCCACCGGAGGGGAGGCUCGUGUAGCUUUGAACAAAGACAUGAUCCAGCAAGCUCAUGAGCAACUGGAGGCGGCCAUCCAGGCCUACAGUCAGCAGCACCGGGCAGAGGAGCAGCUUGGGGACAACCAGGACGACAAGCCCCAAAGUAACAUCAUCCAGGCCCAACCUCAGCCACAGCCUCAGCCUCAGAAAGAGCGCAAGCAUAGAUUCAAACACGGGAAAGGAGGCAGCAGCGGAGGAGGCAGUAGUAGCAACAGCAGCAGCAGUAAAUCAGGAGAGGGUAAGCCCUCUGUAUGGAUUUAACCCCAGAAAUACUGACAUGUAUUGAAACCAUGUAUAUAUUACAGACUGGAUGACAAGUUGCGUGCAAUCUUCCUUGGAUAUUUAAACACCACUGUGCCUUAAAUAAUCCUGCAAGCUGGAGUGUGUUUGUGUACUAAGGUGUGUAAAAACCGACGUGAUAAUGCAGCUGACAAUUUGUUUUGUCUGGGCUUUCACUGUUUAACUUGAAACAUCGCAGCAACACAAACUGUAGGCUACAGUCUGUCGUUUACAUGUCUCGUUCUCCUCAAGUCCUGAAGCAGAUUAUUGACCUCUGUUGUCUUCUCGCUCAUCCUUUCUUAGGGAUUUGAACUUUGGAAAAUUACUGAAAGAUAAUGAGUUCCGUUGCAAAUCAGAUUAAUCCGAGAUUUGGCUUAACUCAUUUUCUGGCCGCUCCUCUGCAAAGACAACGUCUCCAUUAAUACAUUAAUGGCAUCGCAAUUCUUUGGACAUCAAAAUGAAGUACCAUCAUGAUUCAAAAGCAAAGGGAUACCAUGACGUCAGUAUGUUCCGGCUAAGCUAAAGCUAUGAAUACAAACUGUGAUGGCAUUAUCAAGGUACGUCAUAACAAUGUAAAUGCAACAAAAUGAAACAUAAUUCAGUGACAGCGCCUGAAGCAGUGACUUUAUAAUGCAGUGAGAAAAUCACCUUCCUGAAGGAUGUGUCCUGUCAGUCAUGGGUUGUGUCUGCUUUCUCUCCUGUGUAGAGUUUCCAGUGUUAUGUUGCUGUGACUUGGCAUUUGACAGUGUGUUUGUAGCUUCCUGUGUUUUUGUUGUUUUUUUAUAACUGUGAUACACCAGAUGCUUCUCAGAAACUGAUGAGUACAGCAAGUGACUUUUUUAUCCUGUGUGUAUCUGAAAUUUCCUGAGAAAAAAAGUGUUCUUUUUAACAAGGUGCAUAAGCAAUCCAGUUUUUAUACCUUACUCGUCAACUUCUCAGUUUCUUUCUCUGGCUCUUCAUGGCUGUUUAACAAGGUUGCUCAGCACUACACUGUUGUCUCAUUUGCCUUGUAGUUGACUGCCCCCUGGUGGUAUCUCCUUAGGUAAUGGGGCAUCCUUUAUUGGGGAUAGAUACCAGAUGCAAAUGCUUCCUGCAUCCAACAACUUAACCAGCCGUGGCGUUUUCUUUUCUAUUGACAAGCCUCGUGUCAGUUAAGUCUUCUCAGCUCUACGAGUUCAGUGGUAGAUGUACAAGGCUGCAAUAUCACCACCUUGUAAUGAAAAAUGUUAAAAGCCAUUACUAUAAUAUCCUGAGACCAAACACUGUUUGUGUGAUGCAAGUGUCAGUGCCAAGAUUUUAUGCCUGGUUGUUUGUAGCUUUGGGAUACUGUGGCCAUGCUACUCCAAUUGUGGAAAAACACCCAUGUGAGAUCAACCCUUUUGUAGAAGUCACUUGUUUUUUGUAUUACAGUAAGUGUUUUGCUUUUUGGUACAGUAUUUAAAAUGGCAAACUCCCAAAUGGAGUUGAUUUUUAUGUUUGAGCCAGUGUUUUAUAUGAAAACACAAUUUGACUUUUUUCAACAACAUUUUAUGUAAAAUAAAG
Messenger RNA from Anoplopoma fimbria (sablefish), 3159 nucleotides. RefSeq names its product gap junction protein gamma 1 (gene gjc1). Gene Ontology annotation, biological process: cell communication. The record is from RefSeq and is a predicted model, not a curated record. NCBI's taxonomy places the organism in Eukaryota, Metazoa, Chordata, Actinopteri, Perciformes, Anoplopomatidae. The coding region runs from base 142 to 1599 and encodes 485 amino acids. The transcript is spliced from 2 exons. Gene Ontology annotation, cellular component: connexin complex.